This is a messenger RNA of Melopsittacus undulatus (budgerigar), 3133 nucleotides long. RefSeq names its product methyltransferase 22, Kin17 lysine (gene METTL22). Gene Ontology annotation, cellular component: nucleus. Gene Ontology annotation, biological process: protein methylation. Gene Ontology annotation, molecular function: protein methyltransferase activity. Lineage: Eukaryota; Metazoa; Chordata; Aves; Psittaciformes; Psittaculidae. The coding region runs from base 828 to 2003 and encodes 391 amino acids. The record is from RefSeq and is a predicted model, not a curated record. The transcript has 11 exons.
GGUUAGGUGUUACAAAAGUUAGUAGAACUCCCUUACUGAAGUUAUGGAGGCAGUCUGUGUAACUUGAAGCAUUUUAUGCCUAUUUAUGCCUGUUUAUAUAAUCUUGCUCAAGCACAAGCAGAUAAUAGAAAAUUAGCUGAGUCUUCCAAGAUACUAAUGCCAACACAGGACAUUGGCACCAAUGAUUUUUAUAUAAGGAGUAUUAGGGGUGCUCAUAGCUGGUGAGACCUGGAUGACUUUAGCUAAAUCAUUCGUAUAAUGCUUGAUGAUUUCUGUGUGUGACCUAAGCUUGUCAUCACAGUUCUGAAAGACAGAUUCUGUUUUCAGAUCAAUGGUUUGUCAGCAUUUAAGGUACCCUUUACAAAAUGCCAAGUUUUUUAGAGCAUAAGGAAAUAAAUGUCCUCUUUAUUCUUUGUUCAUAAGAGGUAUUUGUUUGUGCCUGAGGAGAGUGAGACAAUUCAGCCUUGAAUAUUGGGUAAUGAGGAUGAUUCCUUUUUGUUGUUUUCUGGAAGAAUAAAGAAUGUCAAAGAUGGGAGACAUUAAGUGCCCAAUUAGUGGACACAUAUAAAAUGACCUGAAUUUUCUGCAGGAAAAGACAGAUACUCCUUUCACCAUAGGUUGCAUAUCCUGAUGCCCAACUUGCUGUCUUAUUGGAGCGUGGUGGAGCUUGCAUGAUCACAUCUUCCCUGAGGUCUUCUCAGAAACUGUCCUGAGGUUAUCUUGCUGAGCAAAACUUACUUGAUGCCUGCUAACAGAAGAGUAUUGAAUCACUUUGUGUCACCACAGGGGACUUUGGGUACUGUAGAUGUACCUCUCACCAGCACAUCAUGUUAGAUGUAGCAGAGGAGAUGGACAGCCCCACAUUUAAAAGUGACACUGUACUUUCUGAUGUUCACUUACACUGUCCAAAUAAAAGACAUCUCAUGGUACGAUUGAAUGCAGUGGGACAACCAGUAUUCCUGUCGUAUUUCAAGCUCCUUUGGAACAUAGAAGAUUUGUCAUCUGAGAAACAUGUGAGAGAAACUACAACAGAAAGAGAACUCCAGUACCAGAGUGGAGAUGAACUGUGUGACAAGGACAGGAAUAAUCUAAAAAAUGAAAGAGAAUUUAUAAAUAGUGAAGGAAUAGAAGCUCUGCUAGAUGAGGACGGAGACUUGGAAGUGGUCAGAAGACCUCGAAGUGCCUCUGAUUUAGAAGCAGAGGAUCUUUUGAGGGAUAGAGUAUAUCCUGUCAUUCUGAUGAAAGGGAAAGAUGCUUUUGAAGAUGAAGAAGAAUGCACUUGCAGUGAUGUUGUUAAAAUAGAACAUACUAUGGCAACUCCUUUAGAAGACGUCGGUAAACAAGUCUGGCGUGCAGCCUUUCUUCUUGCUGAUUACAUUCUGUUUAAACGGGACAUGUUCAGGUGUUGCACAGUGCUAGAGCUUGGAGGCGGCACUGGAAUUACAAGCAUUAUUAUGGGAACAGUUGCCAAGAGAGUUUAUUGCACAGAUGUUGGUGAAGAUCUUCUGGCCAUGUGUGAGCAAAAUGUUAUGUUAAACAAACACCUGAUGGAGCCAGGAAGAGGGGAAGUUAGAGUGAAAGAACUGGACUGGCUGAAAGAUGAAUUCUGCACUGAUCCUGAAGCUCCUUACAGCUGGUCUGAAGAAGAGAUUGCUGAUCUGCAUGACCACUGUACUGUGAUAAUAGCAGCUGAUGUGUUCUAUGAUGAUGACCUUACAGAUGCCUUGUUCAGAACUCUGUAUAGAAUCACACACAACUUGAGAAAUUCUUGCACAGUUUACCUAGCUUUAGAAAAGAGGCUGAACUUCACUUUAAGACAUAUGGAUGUUACGUGUGAAGCCUACAGUCAUUUUAGAAAUACUCUGAAUGAUUUGGAGAGCCUCCAAGAUAGAAAAAUUAAAUAUGUUGUGGAGCCUGUUAAGCUUGAUUUCUGCCAGUUUCUUGCUUAUGAACGAAUAGAGCAGUUGGAAUUGUGGAAGAUCAUUGCUGAACAGCUAACAUGAUGGGGACAUGAGAAAACAGAAGAUCUUUAUCUGAGGAUAAAGGUUUUUAGUGAUGUUUUGUUAAAAAGGAUUUCCAUCCAAAGAAAAGCAUUUUCCUGGUGGGACUGUGCUCUCAGAAAGUGCUGUUACACAGAUUUGCUUUACUUCAGUAAGUUUGGGGUUUGGCAGUUAGGAUAUGGUUUCUUUGAAAUUUCUUUCACAAAACUGUUUGAUACUGAUCUUCAAAGUACAUGCCGGAUGCCAAACAGUGGCAGUGACACAGUGAUUUGCUCUUUGGAAUCAAUGACAUAAGCUUUAGAUUCUCAUAAAGAGGCAUUUGACCUUUCCCAUGUGGCUGAUUUGCAGAUGUCAUGCAUUUUCCUUUUUAGUUUUCUGAACAUGGAGACUGCUUUUGGUCUCUUCCAGGUUCAACAUUAUUUUGUAUUUAUGGACAUUUGUGAAAGAGUGGUCUGGGCAAAGACCUGUCUUUCAUGGGCUUUUCUUUAAGCAAUCUCUUUAUGAAACUUAGUCCUUAAUAUUCAAUUUGUCCUAUCUAAAUCGUUCUAGUUCAGGGCUACUCUCUGAACUGAAAGGACACAAGAUGCAUUUUGUUUGGGCCUCUAAAACUACUCCACAGAGGUCUCGGAGGUAUAUUGUCCUGCUGGAACUUUUAAGCUGUGCCCACCCAGGGUAAGGGUGGGAGGGUGCCUCAUGAAGUGAUACGCUACCGCUCUUUCAAUGUUUGGAAUUCUACCCUCAGUGUAUAUUUGUGAGGCUGGGGAGAAAGACGUGACCAGCAAUGUCUUGUCCAUACGAAUGGGGCCUUCAGUAUCUUAGCUUUUGGAUUCAAGUACAACAUAUUGGUCACAUCUCUCCUGUGUUGUUAAUAAAAACAAGAUCUGCUUGUACUUUUAAUAAAUCUUGUGUGUACUGUUAUGUUUGUAUCGCUUGCCAUAUGUACACUGUCAGGGAAGCUCUUGUGCCAGCUUCUGGAUUCUUUAACGUUAGGUUGACUAUCAGUGAUGAAGCUGUUCUGGCCUGUGACUUGUGACUUCUAAUGCAUACAUUGUAUUAGAAGCAUCUGGUUGACUUCUUGAAAAUCUGUUUUACAUUUGGUUUAGUUCAUUUAAUAAACUGGUUAUAUUUAUGAA